Messenger RNA from Bombina bombina (fire-bellied toad), 4191 nucleotides. It is a transcript of the gene TLCD4, whose product is annotated as TLC domain containing 4. Bases 271 to 1059 code for a protein of 262 amino acids. The transcript is spliced from 7 exons. The record is from RefSeq and is a predicted model, not a curated record. Gene Ontology annotation, biological process: lipid homeostasis. Lineage: Eukaryota; Metazoa; Chordata; Amphibia; Anura; Bombinatoridae. Gene Ontology annotation, cellular component: membrane; endoplasmic reticulum.
AGCCCAAUGCAGGCUCCUCUCUCCAUCCCAGCCCAGCUCUGAUCACCGCCUCCUUAUUGAGGCCUGGGGAGGGGAGUCAGGCACCGAGCUGCUCAUACACACACACAUUGCUUGUACUGGGGCUGCUAUCUUGCCUGGCUCCGGUGGUUUUGUCUCUUCUGGAUCAGCACGGAUAAUACCAGCAAACAUGAGCACCGGCAGCUAGCCUGGGCAUGAUCCCACUGCAGCCCCUCAUUGGCCUGGAUGUAGGACCUCUUGUUGUAGGAUACAAUGCCUCACUUCAGCACCUUGACUGUCUGCAUCUCAGCUACAAGCCUUGCUGUGUUCCAGCUCUUGUUUCAUAUUGGAAGUUCGUGGCUCUCCUCAAGAUUAACUGGUGGCUUUAGCAAGCUCAGUGCAAAGCAAAAGAUUGAAUGGAACUCCAGGACAGUAUCCACAUUCCAUGCUUUGGUGGUUGGCUGUUUCUGUUUGUUUAUUUUAGUGUAUGACGAUGCUGUUAAUGCAGAUCCAGUUUGGGGAGAUCCCUACAUGGUCAAGUUGAAUGUUGCAAUAACCUCAGGCUACCUCAUUUCAGACUUGUUGCUUAUUAUUUAUUACUGGAAGGCGAUUGGUGAUAAAUAUUUUGUAACGCAUCAUUUGGCAGCACUGUAUGCUUACUUCUAUGUACUGGGUGAAGGAAUGUUGCCAUAUUUUGGUAAUUUCCGCCUUCUUGCGGAGUUCUCAACUCCUUUCGUUAAUCAAAGGUGGUUCUUCGAAGUGCUGGGAUACCCAAAAUAUACGCUCCCUAAUAUGGUCAACGGUGUCCUGAUGACAAUCGUGUUCUUCAUUGUGAGGAUAAUGGUGAUUCCAAUCUACUAUCAACGUGUUUUUUCCACUUUUGGCACAGAGGCGUUUCACAGACUUGGACUUGGGGCACAGUGCGCCUGGAUAAUUUCUAGUGUAUCUCUGGAUAUAAUGAACGUGAUGUGGAUGAUGAAAAUCGCCAAAGGGUGCUACAAAGUUCUCUACCACAAUGAUGGUAAAUUGACCAAAACUCACGAUAAUGGGAAACUCGAAUAAAAGGAAUAUAUGGAUUGUCUUCCAACCAGCAGCUGUUGGGGCCAUUAACAGAUCUGCAUGCUCUUCGUUUCUGUUAUAAAAUGCAUUCGAAUAGACUUCCAUUAAUACCUCUUUAAAAUGUAACACCCUUUGCACUGCCCCUGAGCUACUACAACCAUACUACUCCAAAGAAAGGAAAAAACAAAAAUUGGUUCUUUAAUAUUUCAACUGGAAGUUACCUCAAAAUACUGCAAAAGUUUUUUUUUUAUGAUGAUGGAAUAUACAUCCAGUGUUCAUUUUAAAUUUAUAUAAAUUAAAUUCAGAUAUAAAAAGUGAUUUUCUUCUAAUUUUAAAGGGAUUUUAAAUACUUCUUGUUUUUGUGUAAAAAAAUAAAGAAAAAUUGUGCUUUGCUCCACACUCCUUAGAGCAGUGAUGGCAAACCUUGGCACUCCAGAGAUUUCAGAACUACAUUUUCCAUGAUGCUUUACUGGACUUCAGAUGUUUCAGAACUACAUUUCCCAUGAUGCUUUACUGGACUUUAGAGAACCUAAGCAUCAUGGGAAAUGUAGUUCUGAAACAUCUGGAGUGCCACGGUUCGCCAUCACUGCCCUAGAGGCCAAAAAGUAGACGUGCAUUCAUCACAAAUGUAGACAAAAAGCCGAAUUUCUUUUUGUGAAUGUGCAACACACUAAGAUCUGGAUUUGCACUCACAAAAGAAGACAUCUGAAAAUAGCCGAAUGUGCAUUUAUAUCCCUACAAAUGACACGAAUGCACAGGCCUACCAAAAAGCAAAUGCUGCAAAUCAAAUAGCUGGCCUAUGCAAAUUGCAGCGUUUUAUAAACCUGUUACAGAUUUUUCUAUUUGGCAUCUCUAGGAAGCGUGGUACAGCCUCAAUUUUCUUUUUUUUAUCACAAAAGCAAGAGGUAUUUAAUGGUACAUUUUUAUUAAAUAAUUACAGAUCCAGUGUUUGUUUUAAAUUUGAUUAUAUCAAGUUCAAAUAUAAAAAUAUUUGAUCUAUUCUCUGAUUUUUAAAAGGGGCAUUACAUUUCUCUUUGUGUAAAAAUAAAUUGUGCUUGAUCCACACUCACAAAUUCUGCAACCUAAGUUUUUAAAAUGCUGCAAAUUAAAUAGCUGAUUUAGGCAAAUUACAGCAUUCUGAAAACCUAAGUUACAGAUGUUCCUCUUUGGACUUUCUAGGGAGCGUGGAUCAAGCAUGUUUUUUUUUUUAACUAAAAAAAUGUCCCUCCUAAAGGACCAGUAAAACCCUUAAGAGAUAUUUGCAAUAUAUUUUCAUGAUUUAUUUUGUCCCCUUUUCAUGUAUAAACAGCACCCUGCUGGCUUCUCGAGGCUAACCCUGCUACAUAUAUCCCCAAUUGGCUUUAACUGAUAACUGCAAAACAAUGCAAUACUAACCUCAUAGCUGGAGCUAGCAUUCUUGUCUGAGGUCUAAGGGGUCGAUUUAUCAAAGGCUUCGCAAGCCUUUCGACCCCAUACGGCUGCAGGUUCUCACAAGAGAACCUGCAUGCCGUAUUUAACAAGCAGCGGUCAUCAGACCUCUGCUUUCCUAACCUUUCGCCACCUCUAAAGUGGCAAAUUUCAAUCUCCCCGGUAUAUUCCGACCGGGGAGAUUGACAGCUCCUGCCCGCGCGUGAUUGGCUGUGAGCAGGCAGCGGGCGCGAUUGCAUGCUAGUGCAAAAUAGCGCUCAUGUGCAAUGUUGAAUUCCGCCUCGUUUUGAUAAAUCGCACCCUACAGCCCAGAUUGGCUCCUCCAAAUAAGGCAAAUGGUGGAUGGAGUUUGGCUAUUGAUAAAAUAUUGCAGUAAAAAGGGUGUUAAUUUGUUUAACAAAUGUUAAGACUUGGCUGCUAUGUUGUUCUAUAGCAAUGACGGCAAACCAUGGCACUUCAGAUGUUUCAGAACUACAUUUCCCAUGAUGCUCGAUCACACUUCAGAGUACCUAAGCAUCAUGGGAAAUGUAGUUCUGAAACCUCUGUAGUGCCACGGUUCGACCAUUAUUGUUCAAAAGCUAAACAGAAAUGUCUUGUAAUUGCAAGGUGAUUACUGUCCCUUUUUUUAAUUGGUCAGUAUUAAAAUAUGAGUUCACUAAAAACCGUAUGCGACACCAGCGGCAAUAUUAACCUUCCCCCCAUUAAUGUGUAGAAAUUUGAUGGUUGUGGGGCUAAUGUUGAAUAAAUAGGAAAUGUUCUUGGCAAAUAUUCUGAAUAUAUUUUUGGCUGUACAUAUGUAUCUAUUAUUUAGGGAGUAGGGAGGUAGACGUGAACUGAAAUGCAUAAUGAUCUAGUUGGCUUUUUGUAUUUGUAAAUAUUUCAUUUGACACAGUGACGUCCCUCAGAGAAUAUUUGAAAUAAGUAGCAAAAAAAAAAAAAAAAAAUUAAAUAAAAAAAAAAAAAAAAAAAAAAAUCAAUUGAAUAAAUUGCAUUGCCUGGGUAUUUACAGCAGGUACUUUAAAAUACUUUUGACUCAGGUUUUUUCUAGUGCUUUUUUUAUUAUUUUAAUGUACUUGUGUAGGCUUUAGAAUUGAGUUGUUCACGUUGCUAGUGUGCUCUCUCACAGCGUUCUGUUGACCUUAUGAAUAAUUAACGUUAGUUUGCAUUUUUAAUGAAUUUCACCGGGUUCAGUUACACGGAGAGAAUCUUAAUGUUUCCAUCACCUUUUCAAGUUUUUUUUUUUGUUGCUUUAAUGCAUGAGCCAAAUAAUGGAAACUGUUAUUUUUGAUUACUCUGCACUUUGGCAAGAAACACAACAGUUUUAAUAUGUAUAAUUUUAUUAGUCAUUUAAUAUAUAGAUGUUUUUGUUUUCCACAAUUCUGUAGAAGCAUUAAAAAGGCAACUGUUAAUAAAUACCUGACAUUUGUGUCAUAACGCACACAAAAAAAAAAGUUUAUUAUUCAUUUAUUUUUCCUAAUAACAGGAGAGCAAUAACCAUAAGAGCUUUUAUUUUCUUAAUCAGAUAAUGUCCAAUAAAAUAGUUGCUUAAAUGCAAUGAAUAAUGACAUUUUGGAAGAUUAACUGUUAUUUUUGUCUACAUGUGUUGUACCAAGAUAGGGUUACUGCAAGAUCUGUAAAUGAAUGGAGAAAAUUCCCAGUUUAUUAUGCUAUUUUGAAUAAUGAAUGCAAUAAAAAAAAUUACAUUAA